AUGCCAAACUCACCACGGAUUGCAGUGGAUCCGGAUGUCUACGUGUCAGGCGAGUAUGGCGAUGACUGGCAGUCGGAGACAACGUCUAUCGGUUCCUCAAUCUAUAAAGGCUUGAUGGAAAAUGGCAGACGGAUUCCCUCCGAUGACCUGGCAUUCGAGUCCUACGAAGUUGGUCACUUGCUCGCUCUCAUUUUAGAUUCAGAGCGAGAGAACCCGCUUUUUAGAGCGCCUGUCGGGAAGAAUCCUAAACAUAUCCUCGACAUUGGAACGGGUAAGGGUAACUGGGCUAUCGAUGUUGCCGACAUGUUCCCAUCUGCGACCGUCCGAGGAGUUGACCUCUUCCCACCUCCUAUCACAUGGAUGCCGCCCAACUGCAUCCUCGAAGUCGACAACGUCCUACAGGAAUGGACCUGGAAACAACCCCUCGAUCUAAUCCACAUGCGGAUCAUGACUGGCUCGUUCGAUCCCGCGGGAUGGGAUCACGUCUACGCAAGCUCCUUUAAACAUCUACGACCAGGAGGCUGGAUCGAACAACUUGAAGGUGAUAUACACAUCGAAUGUGAUGAUGACAGCUUGCCAGCAGAUAGCAUCCUGCGAACCUGGGGCCCGACCAUGAAUGGGUGCGGUGCGCGGGGCGGACUCAAGCUAGAUACUCUUGAUGGCAUGCGCGGCAUGAUGGAGAAGGCUGGGUUUGUGGAUUUCCAAGAGAAGCCAUACCGGUGGCCGAUUGGCCCGUGGGCUCGAGAUCAGAAAUACAAAGAGGCGGGCGUUGUUAAUUUCCAACAUUGGAUUUCGGGUAUGGAGGGAUGGUGUAUGCGGUUGCUUACCUCCUUCGGUGAGCCUCAUCCUUGGUCCAAGGAUGAGGUUACUGUCUAUUUGGCCAAGGUUCGUUCGGAACUUAAGAACCCAAGAUAUCAUAUUUAUCACAGAGCACGACGUGUGUGGGCGCGCAAGCCAUUUCCAGAAGAACUUACUUCCGAGACCGAGACGACUCCGAUCAAGAAGGAAGAGGAGUCAACUAAGUAG
Messenger RNA from Penicillium expansum, 1026 nucleotides. RefSeq names its product class I SAM-dependent methyltransferase. The coding region runs from base 1 to 1026 and encodes 341 amino acids. The record is from RefSeq and is a predicted model, not a curated record. The transcript is spliced from 9 exons. NCBI's taxonomy places the organism in Eukaryota, Fungi, Ascomycota, Eurotiomycetes, Eurotiales, Aspergillaceae.